AUGCUUUAUACGGACGGAACCGCCCCCCAAGAGGACAAGGAGGGCUCAGAUACACCGGAAGGAUGCCAAGUUGCCAAGGACUCCGACCCUUCCUUACGCCCGCAUGAGUUUCCUGAAGGUGGUCUGGCUGCUUGGGCCACGACUUUUGGAGCGUUUCUUGUACAGUUAUGCGGAUUUGGUUACACCACUUCAUUUGGUGUCUACCAAGACUUCUAUACCCAACAUUACCUCACAAACGAGACAUCGUCUGCUAUAUCAUGGAUUGGGAGCUUGAACACAUUUUUGGUCACCGCUGUGGGCCUGAUAUCAGGUUCACUAUAUGACCGGGGAUAUUUCUACCAUCUUGUGAUUGCUGGAUCGCUGCUGCAGAGUUUCUCUCUCUUCAUGUUGUCUUUGUCGAAACCUGAUCAGUACUAUCAGAUAUUCCUUGCUCAAGGCAUAGGCCUGGGUAUCGCAUCGGGACUCGUGUAUGUCCCGAGCAUAGCUGUUGUUUCGCAUUAUUUCCGAAGGAGACGCACACUGGCUAUGACGUUCGUUGCUUCGGGCUCAUCGCUGGGUGCUGUCAUCCAUCCGAUUAUGCUCAAUAACCUUCUGAAUGGUCGUCUUGGUUUUGGAAAUGGUGUUCGUGCAAGCGCAGGGUUGGUCAGCGUGCUCCUUUUGAUAGCAUGUCUAUGCAUGCGAACUCGCCUUGAUCCGCCGAUAACACCAGCGAACUAUAUUACGGCAGCUAGAAAAUGUAUUCGUGAUGCACCAUUUCUUUUCGCGAUAGCAGGGGGCUUAUUUUUCCAGACUGGCUUCUAUUACCCGUUGUUCUUCUUUCAACUCGACUCUAUCAAGCACGGUCUCAGCAUCACCUUCUCGUUUUACUCUCUAGUGAUUUUAAAUGUGUCCAAUUGUGUGGCACGAGUUACAUCAGGGUUCAUCGCGACGUUCACGGGAGUCCCAAACUUGAUCAUAGUUGCAACGAUUUCGGGCGGUGUGCUCACUUUGGGCAUGAUUGGAUUGAGUAGCCUGGCCAGCGUCGUUGUACUUGGUGUGAUGUAUGGCUAUUUUGCAGGGCUGUACAUUGCGAUGAUAGCUCCGCUUGUGGCUACUUUAACGCCUGACCUCUCUGAGCUUGGCGCGCGGAUGGGCAUUUGUUUCUUCAUCAGUGGAUUUGGAAGCUUGAUUGGAACACCCAUAUCUGGUGCUCUACUGACAUCAAAUUAUAUCUGGUGGAUACCUGCUCUGUUUUCUGGGGUGAGUUGA
Suillus clintonianus is the source of this 1248-nucleotide messenger RNA. RefSeq names its product major facilitator superfamily domain-containing protein. NCBI's taxonomy places the organism in Eukaryota, Fungi, Basidiomycota, Agaricomycetes, Boletales, Suillaceae. The record is from RefSeq and is a predicted model, not a curated record. The transcript has 13 exons. Gene Ontology annotation, biological process: transmembrane transport. Bases 1 to 1248 code for a protein of 415 amino acids. Gene Ontology annotation, cellular component: fungal-type vacuole membrane. Gene Ontology annotation, molecular function: transmembrane transporter activity.